Plectropomus leopardus (leopard coralgrouper) is the source of this 1921-nucleotide messenger RNA. It is a transcript of the gene ska2, whose product is annotated as spindle and kinetochore associated complex subunit 2. Gene Ontology annotation, molecular function: microtubule binding. Lineage: Eukaryota; Metazoa; Chordata; Actinopteri; Perciformes; Serranidae. The record is from RefSeq and is a predicted model, not a curated record. Gene Ontology annotation, cellular component: outer kinetochore; spindle microtubule. Gene Ontology annotation, biological process: chromosome segregation; mitotic cell cycle; cell division.
CCCGCAUCAGGCUGACAACUAUUCAACAUGGAGACAACAGUUGAAAAGCUUGAGGCGAUGUUCCUCAAGUCAGAGGCAGACCUGGAAUAUAUCGAGAAGCGGCUGAAGCUAGACUUCAUCAACAACGCUGCAGAGAAUGGAUGUCCUGCUGAGGAAAACCCUGCAGUGAUGCUGGAAAACCUGAGGGCCAUCAAGGCCAAACACACAGCACUAUGCUCUCAGGUGAAGGAGAUUGCAGCUGCACAGAAAGAAUCCAUGGAGUCCAUCAGAAACAGCCUGAGCAGUGCCCUGGAGCUGGUCCAACACUUCCAACAGACCACUGAUGUGGAGGUUGAGCCACCGACGGAGUCAGAGCAGGAGUCAGCCGAGCUCCUGGGUUCAGCUGCCAGUGACACCACCACAGAGGGGCCUCCUGCUGCAGCAGCAUCUGACCACCAGCAGCCAAUCAGCUGUGAGUAUGAGCAGCUGAGUGAAGCCACGCUGGAGGCGGUUCCUCUCAGCGUACGCACUAACGUGAAGCUGGCCGACCUCAACUUGUUCUACCAGCAGCUGCAGCAGCACAUCAGCAAAGACAGCGGCCCUCUCAGCGUGCAGAAGAUGAAGCAGUUGAAGAUGAAGGUGAGCGACUCAAAGCUGAAGGUUCUGCAGCACCUGUCUUUAGUGGAGGUGGACAGGAAAGGACACAUUCGUCUUGCCAUGUGAGGAGAAGUGUUACACAGAGACAGUGGGAGUGGGAGUGGGAGUGGGAGUGGGAAGGUGCUGUCACUGCUCCUCCCUCUCUACCAGGAGGACAGAGGCUGAUAUACUGAAGGAUCAGACUGCAGUGGCUUUGGGGGGUUCAACAAGACCAGAUGAACCUGGUCCAAAAGCUGUUGCAGUAUAUUCUCUGACCCGAUAUUUCCCGAGGAAUAAAACAACAUGAACUGAAACACAGCUAUUGGCCCGAUACCCAUUUCCCACAAAAGUUAGCACAUGCACGCUGGUGUUUGAAACACAGGUAAACCCACUACAAAAGGCUAUAGACUGCUUUCCAUUGCCAGUAGAGCAGAGCUGUGUACCUGGCUCUACAGCAGGCGAGUGUGCCUUUUGUGUGUGUGUGUUGGUUGUUUUGGUAUGUCACGUUCUAUGUCACAGACAGACUGAAGAACAGCUAAAUAGUUGACAGCAGCACAAACAUGAUGUGUGUGAAAGUUUUAAGGUGGUCCCUUCUCUAUAGAUCUCUUACUUAUUUAGGUUAUUUUUUUUUUUCAGCUCAGCGCAGACUAAUUUGGAUCAAUGUUUGAGCUGCUUAGGCAAAACCGGACAGUAUUUUGUGAUGGUGCAUUAUUGCAUCUCACCAGUAAGCAGGCUAAAAUUAGCUCAUUCAUCCGAGUCUUUUGUUUCCAUCAAUAGUGACUGAAGCCAGAGGCAACAAAAACCUGUGUCUACUGCAGUCAUUUGUCCCAGAUGUGAAUGCAGAUUGUACAGUUUCCCAUUGCAUUGAAACUUCAGAUGUUAAGAGGUUUUUGUGCCGUGGAAAUGAGGCUUAAGUGCUAUCAGAAUUUCUCCUACAGCUGAUAACACACAAUGGUAGAACAGUCACAUCACUCUUGUGAUGAAUGCAUGGACGUCUGCUCUUGUCGUUCUUGAUAAAUGUCUUCAUAUAUCUGCAUGAGUGAUGCUGAUAUGCUGACAGGCUGACUGUCAGAGCUUCUGUCAUAAAGAUGGAGCUCAGUAUUGAUGACACAACAGGCUUUGGCUAACAGUUUCUAACAGUCAUAUAUUCACCAUCACAUCUAGGGACCAAUCAGUGACAAUAAAAGCCUGAACAUUUAAUGUCAGAAGAAAAUGUCUAAGAUGAUGGGGGGGGGGUCAGAUGGUGUCUUUUGUAUAUUUUUAUUUCCUUCAACAGCACAAUGUGAAAUAAAAUCCCUUGUACAUU